Messenger RNA from Culex quinquefasciatus (southern house mosquito), 594 nucleotides. Its product is annotated as transcription elongation factor SPT6. The record is from RefSeq and is a predicted model, not a curated record. The transcript is spliced from 4 exons. Bases 94 to 501 code for a protein of 135 amino acids. Lineage: Eukaryota; Metazoa; Arthropoda; Insecta; Diptera; Culicidae.
UAACCAUACUUGAACUGAAAGAUCUCAUUCAAGUGUGUAAAAGCGAACUGAAAAAAAAGAUGAUUCUCGGUGAACAUUGGGGACUGUGAGUUGAUGUUUGGUUCUUUUGUCGUGAUACUUGCUUGUUUUUUGCGAAAUGGCAGACUUUUGGACUCCGAAGCUGAAGAAAGCGAGCAGGAGGAAGAUGAUCUGGAACUACAAGACCGCAAAAAAUCGAAGAAGUCAAAAGCCGUAAGCGACAGCGAAGAGGAGGAUGAAGAUGAUGAUGAUUUGAUUCGAGAAGAACUCAAAGAUCUUAUCGAUGAUAAUCCCAUUGAUGACGAUGACGAUAGUGGUGGCGAUUCUGAUGCAUCUGAAAGUCAUACUAAACGGAAGAAAAGUGAUGAUGAAGAUGAACUCGAUGAUCGUCUGGAAGAAGAAGAUUAUGAUCUGAUAGAAGAAAACCUUGGCGUAAAAGUAGAACGAGUCUCUACAAGAAGGACAGGACAUUUUUGGUGUUGACUUUGAUUAUGAAGAAUUUGAAAAGUAUGACGAUGAUGAAUAUGAGGACGAAUCGGAGGUUGACGAAUACGAAGACGAACCCAACGAGGAACG